This is a messenger RNA of Podospora pseudocomata, 183 nucleotides long. RefSeq lists its product as uncharacterized. Bases 1 to 183 code for a protein of 60 amino acids. The transcript has a single exon. The record is from RefSeq and is a predicted model, not a curated record. Lineage: Eukaryota; Fungi; Ascomycota; Sordariomycetes; Sordariales; Podosporaceae.
AUGAAAAACACACCCCAUCGGGUUUAUUUAGGCCUCCCGCUGGAUUUCGAUGAUUCAAUUCGCCUCUUGACUCUGCUUCCAGGUCAUCCAGUGGAGCCAGUCAGAACACGCCUGUUAAAUUCUCGAAUCGGACUCCUCCUUCCCACGAAGCGCUCUCCUACACCUGGGGGGAUCAAACAUUGA